ACAGACCUGGCAACCCUGGCAAGAACCAACCUUUCUCCCUCUCUCUCGCUGCAGCUGCUGGUGUAGUCGCUUCACUUCACUCGGCCACAGAAAGUGAUUCAACAUGACCAUGAAACUGGCAUACUGGGAUAUCCGCGGGCUUGCCCAGCCAGUCCGCCUGCUGCUGGAGUACACCGGCAGCAAAUAUGAAGACAAGUUCUACGUCUGCGGUGAAGCUCCCAACUACGACAAGAGCUGCUGGUUUGAUGAGAAACACAAACUUGGGAUGGAUUUUCCCAAUCUGCCCUAUCUGGAGGAUGGAGACAGAAAGAUCGUGCAGAGCAAUGCCAUCUUGAGAUACAUCGCUCGCAAGCACAACCUCUGUGGGGAGACGGAGGAUGAGAAGGUGCGGGUCGACGUCUUGGAGAACCAGGCGAUGGAUUUCCGAAAUGGGUUCGUGAUGCUGUGCUACACUGACUUUGACAAGAUGAAGCCGGGCUACCUGGAGCGUCUGCCAGGCACGCUGAAGCAGUUCUCAGAAUUCUUGGGAGACAGAAAGUGGUUUGCUGGUGAUAAGAUCACAUUUGUGGACUUCAUCAUGUACGAGCUGUUGGACCAACACAGGAUGUUUGAGCCCAAGUGCCUGGACGACUUCAAGAACCUCCGAGAUCUGCUGGACCGCUUUGAGGCCCAGGAGAAGAUUGCUGCAUACAUGAAGUCAAACCGAUUCAUGAAGAGCCCGGUCAAUAACAAGAUGGCCAAAUGGGGAAACAAGAAAGAGUAAAGCACCGUUCACACCGCAGAGGUUCAGCGUUAACAACGUUCAGUAGUUUCAUCAUCAUGAAAAUUCAGAAAGAGGAGGCGGUCUGUCCCGUUAGUGUCUUGUUAUAAAUGAUGUUCCCUUCUCUGUGUAGCUCAGACAGUCGGUGCCAACUCUAAAACCUAUUUUUUUUUUUUUUUAAUUAAAUGAUUUGAAUCAGAAUUUUAUACAAAGCUGGGUUUGUACUGAGAUUGUCAAAUAAGUCUAGGGUUUUUGUUUGACUUAAAGCACUUGAUUUACUUAAUCUUUAUAUUUUUGAGACAUUCUGGCACAGAACAGCGUGUCUUUGAAUUGAUUUUGUUUGAAUAAAGACAUGGAAAAUGUUACCAAGCUAGA
Molecule: messenger RNA, 1135 nt
Organism: Myripristis murdjan (pinecone soldierfish)
Lineage: Eukaryota; Metazoa; Chordata; Actinopteri; Holocentriformes; Holocentridae
Product: glutathione S-transferase Mu 3-like
Exons: 8
Coding region: 104-763 (219 amino acids)
Biological process (GO): glutathione metabolic process
Molecular function (GO): glutathione transferase activity
Source: RefSeq, a predicted model, not a curated record